AUGGGCAACCUGCUCGAGAGGUGGAACCGUGAGGUGAAAUUUGUGCUAUUGCUAUUUUCUUCAGUUAAGAGAAACCCGGACGCCGGUGUGGCGACCGCGGUCCAAGGAAUCAUUCAACACCAGAAGUUCAAGCGCAUGCUCCUCUUCGGCUUGCGCUCCCUGGCAGACUUUUGCAGCCCCACCAACCAGCUCUAUCAGGAAAACGCUCAAGAUGCUAUGGAUAAAGGAGUCCUUCCCGCUAUGCAGACGGCAGUGGAAACCUUUCCAGAUGACGAAGAUCUGAUGAACUGUUGUUCACGAGUCAUCUGGGCUAUGUCGGAAGCGUGUAAAGAUGAGAUGGACGCCAACCGUAUUGCCCUUUUGGCUGCUCAUGGAGGGCCUGUCUGCCUUGCCAUUGUCAAUAGCUGUCCGACCGAUUCACAAACAGUGUCAGAUGCUAUGACAUUUGUGGAAAACAUGGACAAGGCAGGUAGCCCUUUGGAUGGGGGAACACUUGCGCCAGGGUUGUUGGCAAUUUUUUCCAAGAAAAUUAACAUGAAAACGGCAGCGCGCGUGGCGGCGGCUCUCGCAGUCGCCACGAACUCUCCUUCAGGAGCACAGGCAGCGGACGCAGCGGGAGGGAUGGGAACUGUUUUGGAUUUCUGCCUUGCUAACGGAGACAUGUCUGAGAGUUCAGUGCAGUGUGUUGAGUCGGUAUUUGACGCGUGCAAACAUAUGGCAGAACAGGGAUGCGCGCAGCGGGCUGUGUUGGAGCAGUGCAUUGGCGUAAUGGAUAAGUACAGAAGCAAGAAGGGAGCUUUCUCAAAAGGUUCAGCGGCUCUUGCAUCGAUGAUAGGGCCGGAGCAGUUGCAGCAGUGUCUGGCUACGCUGAAGUCUAGCUCGCCUGGAUCUCCUGAGCACGAUGAAGCUUUGACAACACUAGGCUCCAUGUCCUACAUUUCUUCAUUCACGGAUGAGAUUGUGCGGGCUGGUGGUAUCCCCUUGCUGUGCGAAUUGAUCAACAGUGGCCUGACGCAAAUCGAAACAAACCCCGACAAGAUUUACAAGAUGGUGGGAGGAGCGGCGAAAAUGCUUGCACGCAUUGCAUCUAAUCCAACAAACGUGGAUUCGAUGGUGCAGUCAGGAGCAGUGGCAACACUUGCAACGGCAGUAUCAUACUGCACAGACAAUCUGGAAUGCCUUGGUGCCCUGUGCAUGGCGUUGACUCCGCUUGCUGCACGUGAAAGUUUGGCUAGCGAGAUUGUCCAAUACCAGACAUUUGCUACGGUUCUUCCACUGCUGUACCAGCACGUUGAGAACGCAGACUUUGCUCCCUUGGCUAUGGAGCUCGUUGCCACGGGCUCUCAGCACCCUGAGCUUCAUCAGCACAUGGUGGCGAACCUUGCAGUUGAGAUCUGCGCGAUGUGCUGUAGCUACCAUUUGAAGGACACCUCCUUUCAGGCCAACGCGAUUCUUUCGCUAAAUCGUUUGGCUAGCAAUCUGUCCAGCGUCCACAGUAUUUUGGAGUAUAGCGGUUUUCAAGGCAUCAAUGCGUCUAUCAAAGCGAAUAUUCAGGACGCGACGAUUGUUCAAGGGGCCAUACAGCUCUAUGAACAGCUCUCCAAGGUGGCAGAUGCGAAGACUUAUAUGGCCAGCACUGACUGCGUCGAUGCAGUUCUGGAAGCCAUGCUUGAGCAUGAGCAGAACGAGGCGUUGGUGAACUCAGGUGUUAACUGCUUGAGCGUCAUCGCGACGGAAAGUGACUGCCAUCGGCACCUCAGCGACCUCGACACUGCCAUACAGACAGCAAAGGGGGAUCCGGAUCGUGCCUACCGUGCAUUGGCCGCUGUCGCGGGUCUCAGUCGCGUGAGUCACUUGCGGCAGUCUUUUGAGGCGAGAAAUGCAGCGGAGGUGAUCAUGAAGGGGAUUCAGAAUUGGAUUGACGGAUCGCGAUUUGAAGGGCAAGGUCGCGUAAUCCGUGCUGGUCUUAAAACAGUCAAGAUCAUCAAAGUUAAUGGCGAAGGCGACCUGACGCCUGUACUUGUGAGUAUGUGCGAGGUGGCGUGCCUCCCACCAGUGAAGCGUAUUGUUGAGCUUGAGGAGCCUGAUGACAACAUCCUGGUGCAUUGCACCGCCGGUGCUCGGGACGUCGCUGCUACCAGCAGGAUUUCGAGAGAGAACAUUGAUGCUGCAGUAGAGGCCAUCAUGAAAGUCAUGCGUAAAUACGCAGACAGUAGGCGGUCUCAGAUCAACUGUCUGGAGGCACUGAAUUACCUCGCUUUGUGCGACUCUGGAGGCGGCGUGGAAGUGAUAGUAAAAUCUGGAGCUUUGAACGCUGUUGUGCAGUAUCUGAAUAGGUCUCCGAUGUAUCUAGAUGCUCAAAUCGCAGGAUUUACGGUCUUGGCAACUUGUGCUAAGAUUGACCCAUCUUCAGCAGAAGUAAUGAAAAAGUGCAAUGUCCUUUCGGCAUUAAAGGUGGCGAUGCGCACACACUCAAAGAGCAAAGAACUCAAGAGGACAAUUGCUCCCCUGCUGGCGCUUUUGAUGCCGGUUGAUGCUCUCGAACGAGAAAUUUCCGAGAGAGUUGCCGAGUGCAAAGACGCCAUGGAGAAAAACAACAUGGUUGGCAUGCAUGAGGCCCUGUCGGAGCUAAACGAGCUCUUAGUGUCUGCCGAAGGGGCAAAAAUUGCUGCUCGCCUUGGUGUUGGGGCGGAGCUGGAAAGGUUUGCGACGUACGCAGUGGCCCACAAAUCUGUUGCAAUGGCUGCCACAGACUAUGACAUUCUUGGCAACGAUCUGUACGUUGCUACAAUGUCGGAAAUUGCUCAUGCUGUUGAGCAGAUGGCAUCGGUGAGGACAGGCUGUAUCCAUGCCCUUAAGACAGGGAAUGUUGAGAGUGUCCUAAGCAUGUACGGGGCUCUGAAUGCGACUGAGAAGAGCAGCUUUUCUGAGGAAGCCGCGCUGCACUGUCUGGAGGCCUUGAGGCUUAUGAUUAAGACCGAUAGGAAAUCAGCAGACGUCGCCUUCGAGCACAAUGUUGUCGCAAUUCUUUGUAGUGGGAUUGACAACUACCAGGACUCCGCCCCAGUGCUUGCAGCGACUUGCGGCUGUCUUGCGGCUCUGGCUACAACCCCGUCCCGUGUUGCAGCGUUGGUGGCGCAGCCCGACUUCGACAACCUUGUCAACAAACUUGUGCGCAUUAUUAGCGAAGAUCCGAAGAGGGACAACAGACUUGUGGCAAUCAAAGCUCUUAGGGAACUCGUGGAGAGGUGCAAUGAUCCUUCCUUAGCGGUGAAGAUUUGCGAUGCCGGUGCGGUUGUUGCACUCUUCUCGACUAUUGAGAAUUACGGAGACGAUGAAGAACUUGUCAGGGAAGCAGCAACGACUUUGGCGCUGUUGGGAGUCCACGACGACUUGCGUCGUUUCUAUGGAAACGACGUGCGUGGCCCAUGCAUGAUCCUUACUUCUGCAAUCGACAAGCAGAAGCACAGUGACGCCGCAGCUUACCAGUUGCUGAGUGUAUUAAAUAUUAUUACGACGCGGGAUGAUCGCCCCAUUCUUAAAGAGCUUGGUGCCAUGGGACAAGUAGCAGAGACGAUGCGCCUCCAUCCCGACAACGAAAAUAUCACUAGGGUUGGAGGUGAGCUCUUUGCGAAGAUGGGAGCUGAUGAGCAAAUCAAGAGCCUCAUGCUCCACAUUAUUUCCACUGUUGAAAGUGGUGACGAGAAUAUGGUGACCACAGUGGACGGAUUGUGCGCACAGCUGGCCAUGUUCUUGGCUGCACCGUUGGACGAUCCAGCAGACGCAUUACAGCAUACAGAGAAGUGCCUUACGGCGCUCACAACUGUGUUGCAAAUGGCACCGGAGGAUCAGCGGCUCCAUGGGAAUGUGGCUACUGUGGCACGGCGGCUGUGUGAUAGGUGCUUCGAUGAUCCUAAUGAUUCAUAUGGAGCUUGGGCAGUUGCAAGCAGCGGCUUGCUGCAUCAACUUGGUGCGAUGAUUGCUGCUGGGCAAGUUGACAGCAACAAGGGGUUUUUGGUGCCAGGCUACCGAACUUUGGCUGCCUGUGCUGCCAAUCCAUACAGCAUGCCAACCCUGCAAGAAGUUGCUCCUUCCUUCCUCCCGCAGACGUAUACCUUGUUAGAAGCCCAUAAGAACGAUGCAGAGACGACAGCUCGUAUCCUCGAAUUCCUGAGAUACUUCGCAGAAGAUGCGAAUGGAGCAGCUAUGAUCACACAAAAUAUGUCUGGAUCUUCGGGCGACAUUGUCUCACUCACACUUCUGUUGAUGCAACAGCAUCAAAACAGCGACGCUGUUGUGACAUCUGGCAUGUACUUACUGGGCGCUCUCGCUUACAACGGAGCUGUAUCAGGGGCGGAACCGAUUCCCAAGUUUGCGGAUGGAUCUGCUUUGCGGGAGUGCGAAGCCCUUUGCGGAACAAAUGCAAGCCAGGAGCGCAUGGUUGCGUAUGCAAGCUUGCUAGAGCGCUUAAUUCUUUCACAAUCGUACGGGGAGGCUCUUGCGAAGCAGAAGGCGCUGGAGAAACUUGUCCUUAGGAUGCAGGCAGAAGAAGAGUCGAAGAAGCUUUCCGAGGAGGCUCGUGCAAACAUGUUGUGCUCUGUCUGCCGGGUGUUCAUGGCAGCUGGCGCAGCCGCCAUGGUUGGCGAAAUCGAGCAAUCGAAGGGCUUUGAUUUGAUUAUUCAGGCUAUCGAGGACUACCCAGACAACCCAGGUGUUAUUCGCGAUUCUUGCAGAGCUCUUGCAGCCAUGUCAGCCAAUGAUGCCAACUUGGCUGCACGGACUAUCAAGGAAGCAAUACCACUACUGGCGGCAGGUGAAGCACAGGCAACAAUAACGAGUGAUGCCGAGUGUGCUGACGCGUACUGUGAUUUACUGAUGCAACUUUGUGCUGCUGAGGGCAACGGUAGGCAGCUGCUGGCAAUCGACGGUGUGGAAGACAGCUUGAAUAAGAUCGACGCUUUAUGUGACUCCGGCGGCUCUGAAGAUGCUGCUGAGCUCAAGAAGAAGACUGCCAUGAUUCGUCAGGCUAUGGCGGAUGACCAGCCCCAUGAGAAGACGUGCAAAGAUGUUUACGACCUCUUGAAUAACCGUGUUGCCUCGUCACUUUCAAUUGCAAUCCCCGAGGUCGCGGUCCUUCAGGAGGAGCUCGAGUUCGUAUUCAGUAGACUGCAGAUGUACAAUGCCGAGAAGCUUGACUGGCGCACUCCUAUCGGUGCUGAUCACCAGUACGGAAACAUGGCAUUGGAAAUUUUCGCUAGUUCGCCUGCCAACUACAAGGCUCUUCAACAGCAAGAAUUUGUCAAGAUGGAGCUGUCGAUUCUGAAGAGCGUAAAAGAUGAAGAGAUUGUCCUGUACGCAGUCAAGGCCUUAGCUUCCGGCUGUAAGAACCCGGCUUGUGCUCAAGAUUCAGCAAGAACUGCAGGCUGCCCGACCAUUGUAACGGAGGCUGUUAGCAGAGUCAAUAAAGCCUCCGACAUGGCUAAUGAAAGAAAGGAAGAGCAUCUUUGUGCCAGGCUUCUGCUUGUGGAACGCACUGCUGUCAACCGCAACCUCUACAACAAGACGAACGCCGUCUCUGAGCUCAUUCGUUGUUGGAAUGACUUUGAUAAGGGCAUGUAUUCAACCACGUUGCUGAGGCACGUAUUCCGUGCAAUGAGACGUAUCGUUUCCGAUGCUCAUGUGGACGAGUUACUGAAGGCCAAUGUGCUCCAGCGAUUGAUUGCGAUAAUAGCAGAUCUAAAUGCUGAUCUAGCGCUGCUGCCUGACGUGCUCUUCCUGCUAGGGUCCCUGGCAGUAGUACCAGAGAUCAAGUCAAAGAUUGGAGAGCUCAAUGGCGUAACAGCUUGUUUCGAGCUGCUCCAACGGUCUUUGCCGAACCCGCAGGCUACUGCGGUAGUCACAAAUACUUGCUUGGCGUUUGCAAAUAUCUGCAUUGGCCACAAGAAAAACACAGAGUUGUUCCACAAGCUGGGCGGGCCUGAUCUGACUGUUCGCGUCCUGAAUGAGCGAUGCACGGAGUAUGAUGUGUGCAACGCGGCUUCAGUGCUGCUUUGCAAUCUGCUGUACAAGAACGAGGCUAUGAAACAGCAUCUCGGCACCAAUGGUGCUCCGGCAGCGCUUGUGAAGGGCCUUUCAAACUACGAUGGCUCGACGGAACGUUCAGCGAUACGCUGUUUAGAGUCUCUGUUCAAAGCUAUUAGCAAUCUUUCUCUGUACACGCCAAAUAUCCAGCCGUUCUUGGAUGCAGGAAUCGAGAACGCGUACAGCGCUUGGCUGAGCAACUUGACGGAGGAGUUUCCAGACGCGCAGCUGGAGACAGGUUGCCGUACUCUGGCCAACCUCGUAAUGGAAAAUGAUCCGAACAACAUGAGGAAGUUUGGCGUCUGUUUGCUGCCUUGCAUGCAAGUGGCGAGUCAAGGUCGCCAGGACACGAAGGCGCUUAUGCUACUUCUAGACAUUGAAGCGUCUCUGUGCCGUCUAAAUGACAACGCAGUGGCAUUUGCUGACAAUGGUGGCAUUGAAACAACGAUACGCAUUAUCCACCAGUUCGACUAUGAUGUAGGAUUGCUGACUUUGGGGAUCCACUUACUGAGCAUUCAAUCUACCUUAAUGCCUUCAAUUCAGCGCAUGGUAGAGGCAGAUGUGUUCUCUAUUUUAGUUGGAUGCGUUGAAGUUGAUGCUGAGGGUAACGAGGUUACCGAUCUCGUUGUGGGCGGCCUGCGCUGCACGCGUCGCAUUAUUAGGUCGCAGGAGCUUGCUUUCGAGUAUUGCAAUGCAGGUGGCAUUGCAACCGUGGCAAACGUAAUUUGCAAAUCAAUUAACCAGCCGAUGGUCAUGCUCGAGGCAUGCCGGGUGUUGCUUUGCUUGCUCGCCUUGACAACACGACCUCAAGAGGAACGCGCUGCGGCUGUCCAGGCAUUACAUGAUGCUGCUGCAAAGGCUGCACAGGAAGCCGGAGCAGUUCCAGAUGAAAAUGGGAAUAUUCCUGAUGCAGAGCCAGACCCAGAGGAGCUCGCAAACGCUGCCUAUGGCGGUUGGUAUCACAUGGGGAUGGAUGAGGUCAUGAUCGGAGCGAUCAUUCAGGCGGUCUGCGCAUGUGCUGGUUCUGAAAGCCAUGCUAAGCAGCUACGUCUUCAGCGUAUCUCUCUCGGUGUAGCUGCUCACUUUGUAUCGGAGCAGAUGGGCCAGGAGUCUUUUGUUGGAAGCGGAGGUGAACUCGUAAUAAUGCAAGCCUUAAACACUUUCCCUGGCGAGCAAUCUAUUGCGCAGCUUUCAUGUAUCAUAGUCAACUCCAUCGCCAUGACGUCGGGAGACAUGUACGAUAGUAUCAAAACAAGGGAGCUCGUCGCGGCAUUCAAAGGAAGCAUUUCAAAGAUUGGAAACAAGAAGCCUGAAGAGAAGGCGGUUCGCGAUGAGUGCCAGAAGACUCUGGAUGCUUUAGGCUCAAAUCUUGAUCCUAUGGACGCUUUUGCGUCGACUGUCACCGAGUUGGACUUGAAUAUUACGCAGUGGAAUGUAGACCCAUAUCCCAAUGGUGUCCAUGACCUGCCUGUUCACGUGAAGGAGGCUCUGCGCAAGGGUGGAGAACUCAAAGUGUAUAUUGGCGACAAGGAAGCAGAAAAGAUAAGAUGGCGUAGUUCCCAGGAUCUCAAUGCUUUCGAGUGGAAUAUCGGUAAUGAGACGGACUGGAAUAAUCGCGUGCCCAUUGUUCGUAUCCGCAACGUUGCGAAGGGUUUAUCGCACCCAGCGCUUGUCAAGGCAAACAAAAAGUCCAGAAGCGUUACAUCAAAGAUUUGUCUAUGCAUAUUUGGCCCACCGAACGAAGACAAUCCGGCCGGUAUUGAGCUCCCGCUCCGCGCGAAGUCUCAGAAAGAGCGUGAUCACCUCGUGGAAAUGCUUGUCCAAUGGCGCGACGCUGCUACAUACAACUUUUAA
Messenger RNA from Eimeria necatrix, 7935 nucleotides. RefSeq lists its product as hypothetical. Gene Ontology annotation, molecular function: protein binding. Lineage: Eukaryota; Apicomplexa; Conoidasida; Eucoccidiorida; Eimeriidae. The record is from RefSeq and is a predicted model, not a curated record.